Molecule: messenger RNA, 1392 nt
Organism: Botrytis cinerea B05.10
Lineage: Eukaryota; Fungi; Ascomycota; Leotiomycetes; Helotiales; Sclerotiniaceae
Exons: 2
Coding region: 62-913 (283 amino acids)
Molecular function (GO): oxidoreductase activity
Source: RefSeq, a predicted model, not a curated record
GACAACUCUAAAUUUACCAAAUCUCACACUUUCUGUACAUGUUAUUUACACAUAUAUCAACAUGCCUAGCCCAUCAUCUUUAAGCAAGACUAUCGCCCUCAACAAUGGCGUACAAAUGCCCCGUAUUCAUCUCGGUGUUUACAUGACCUCUGGGCGUGAGACCGAAACCGCUGUAUCAACCGCUCUCACAGCAGGAUAUCUCGCGUUUGAUUCUGCUGAAUGGUAUGCGAACGAGGCUCAAGUCGGCUCAGCAAUGAACAAAUAUUUGAAUGCCAAUAAAAAUGUCAAGAGAGAGGAUUUAUGGUUCACGACAAAAUUAAAAACCAACACAAGUUAUGACGCUACGAGGAAGGCCGUAAAAGAUAGUUUGAAGAGAAGUGGAUUGGAUUAUAUUGAUUUAUAUCUAUUGCAUAGUCCGUAUGGCGGAAAACAGCGCAGACUGGAAUGCUGGAGAGCGGUAGAAGAUGCUAUUGCGGAUGGAGAGGUGAGGGCUGGGGGUGUGAGUAAUUAUGGUGUAAAACAUUUGAAAGAAAUACUUGAUUCCAAGCCUCGAAUAAUCCCCGCUGUGAAUCAAAUCGAAGUCCAUCCAUUCAAUACUCGAACCGACAUUACUUCGUUCUGUCAAUCGAACGGUAUCGUUGUCGAAGCGUACGCACCUUUGGCUCGAGCUUUACGAAUGAAGCAUCCCAAGAUCGUCUCUUUAUCGAAGAAAUAUUCGUGUAGCCCCGCACAAUUAUUGGUAAAAUGGUCCUUACAACAUGGUUAUGUACCGUUGCCGAAGAGUGUGACCAAGGAAAGAAUCGUUUCUAAUGGUGAUGUUGAUGGUUUUGAAAUUGAGGAUGAAGAUAUAAAAGAAAUGGAUAGCUUGGAUGAAUAUUUGGUAACAGAUUGGGAUCCUACUGAUGCGGAUUAAUUAGAUUGAUUAGUAUUGAAUGAACCAGAUUUCAAAUGCAAUAUUCGUGAUCGCAAAGAGAACCAUAUCAGGAAUCUUGUCCCUUCCACCCAAUUUUACCUUCAUCUGAAGAGCUGAAGCAUUCUGCUAUGCCUUCAGCUCACAUACUUAAAUAAUCGCUAAAGCCCCUUCAUCACUUUUUGGCUCACUGUACACCAAAGAUCGAUGAAGGUUGCGACCACGUAUGGCGUUGCGCUCUUCUCCUAGAAUAAAACAUCUCCGCGAUUUUAUAAAAUGGAUUCAAAGGUCGAGUCGAGACUGAAUGUCCUCGUUCAAUUUUCGGGGGAUUCCUAUGAUAUUAACCACGCAUCUCCUCAUCUCCCCUCAAAAUUACCCCUCAUCCGAUACCGGAAAAAUUCCGAUUAACGAAAGUAUUCAUCACAACAUUGACAAAUCUUUGUCCCUAUCUUCACCAAGAAUACUCGAAACAUUGGCAUCCA